ACACCAGUAUCUCUGCCCGAAACGACUCGCGAAACGACAGAAGAAGUUUCUUGGACAACAUCGGGAGAAACUAUUGCUACAACGCCAGUUAGUGAGGCCACAAUUACAGAACACACAGAUGUUCCCCAGAAGACUACAGAAGAAUCUACAAUUACUACUGCUGGCGAAACAACUGCCGGCGAUGCCCAUAUAACCACUGAUAUCACAGCUGAGACGGAAAGCACUCCGACAACCGAAGAGAUAUCCAGUGUAGAGUAUUCUACAGCUUCGAAUCCAACGGAUGGGACAACUGAUAUCUCGCCGGACAAUUAUGCUUCAACCACGAAUUAUCCGACACAAACCACAGGAGAAGAAUCUACACUUAGUACCGCCGCAGAGACGACGACCCAGACUGUUUCUGUUACUUAUAAUAACACAACAGAGAUAGAAAACCCGACUUCAACGACAGAAGUAUCCUACAACGCCUCAACCAGUGAAGAGCCUUCAACAACCUCGAACCCCACUGAUUUCACAACUGAUAUUUCCACGGGCAGCAAAGAUACAACCACAGAGCAGACUACUUUUUCAACCGUUACUAAACCAACAGAGACAGAAACCACGCCAUCGACGACGGAGAUGACCACUGAAAAUUCAACAACCACUACAACGUCAUCAUAUGGAACUACGAAAUCUACAACCACUGAAGAAACAACUCCAUUGUUAACCUCAACUUCGACCGAAACAUCAAAUGGAACAACCGCUAUAACCCCACAAGCAUGCGAAACUUUGCCAACCGGCACAUUCCUGCCCGAUCCCGAUCACUGUAGUCGUUAUUAUGUUUGCACAUUCGGUCGAGCCAUAUUGAUGCAUUGUCCACACCCACUUUGGUUCGAUACCAGGUUAAAUGUGUGCAACUAUCCAGAAAAUGUUACGUGUGCAGCAAAUAAAGACUGGAUGAUUUUCAAUUCACUACUUUUUGCAUCUAUCGGGUGUCUUUCCGCAUUUGUGGUUGCACAAUCACUAUCCCAAUCGGAUAGUUGCCUAAAUAAACUGCCAAUGCCGACUAAGUAUGAUCCUGAGGAUUGCAAUGGAUACUUUGCACUUUUCAACGAUCAAUACAUACAGGAAUAUUGCCCGCCAGGCGCUAAAUAUAGUGUGCCUUUGAGUUGUUGUGUAAUCGGCCGUUGUCCACCAUGUAAUUGUUCAAGUAUCGAGGAAUCAACAACGGCUUCAGACUCCUGUGGCACAACUGGUUUUAUGACUACAAGUGAAACAACACCAACAAGUGGCAUUACAAAGAACAGCACAGAAACUACAACACCAGUAUCUCUGCCCGAAACGACUCGCGAAACGACAGAAGAAAUUUCUUGGACAACAUCGGGAGAAACUAUUGCUACAACGCCAGUUAGUGAGGCCACAAUUACAGAACACACAGAUGUUCCCCAGAAGACUACAGAAGAAUCUACAAUUACUACUGCUGGCGAAACAACUGCCGGCGAUGCCCAUAUAACCACUGAUAUCACAGCUGAGACGGAAAGCACGCCGACAACCGAAGAGAUAUCCAGUGUAGAGUAUUCUACAGCUUCGAAUCCAACGGAUGGGACAACUGAUAUCUCGCCGGACAAUGAUGCUUCAACCACGAAUUAUCCGACACAAACCACAGGAGAAGAAUCUACAUUUAGUACCGCCGCAGAGACGACGACCCAGACUGUUUCUGUUACUUAUAAUAACACAACGGAGAUAGAAAACCCGACUUCAACGACAGAAGUAUCCUACAACGCCUCAACCAGUGAAGAGCCUUCAACAACCUCGAACCCCACUGAUUUCACAACUAAUAUUUCCGAGGGCAGCAAAGAUACAACCACGGAGCAGACUACUUUUUCAACCGCUACUAAUCCAACAGAGACAGAAACCACGCCAUCGACGACGGAGAUGACCACUGAAAAUUCAACAACCACUACAACGUCAUCAUAUGGAACUACGAAAUCUACAACCACUGAGGGAACAACUCCAUUGUUAACUUCAACUACGACCGAAACAUCAAAUGGAACAACCGCUAUAACCCCACAAGCAUGCGAAACUUUGCCAACCGGCACAUUCCUGCCCGAUCCCGAUCACUGUAGUCGUUAUUAUGUUUGCACAUUCGGUCGAGCCAUAUUGAUGCAUUGUCCACACCCACUUUGGUUCGAUACCAGGUUAAAUGUGUGCAACUAUCCAGAAAAUGUUACGUGUGCAGCAAAUAAAGACUGAUCCUUCGUAAAUUUCAUACACAGGCAGCCUUUUCACUAUAUGUAUGUAUAUGCUUUUAAAU
Molecule: messenger RNA, 2290 nt
Organism: Rhagoletis pomonella (apple maggot)
Lineage: Eukaryota; Metazoa; Arthropoda; Insecta; Diptera; Tephritidae
Product: mucin-5AC-like
Exons: 2
Cellular component (GO): extracellular region
Molecular function (GO): chitin binding
Source: RefSeq, a predicted model, not a curated record